AUGAGUAUUAAAAAUUUUUGUAAAUCUCUGCCGAAGGUGGAACUUCAUGCUCAUUUAAACGGCUCGUUGAGUCCAGACACUUUGAAGAAACUAUAUAAAAUGCAAAAUCCUACUUCUGAGGACUGCGAAAACAUAGUUAUGAGUACUGAAAAAUAUUCGUCAUUAGGCGAGUGUUUCAAAGUAUUUGAUGUUGCACAUUCGUUAACAGUAACACCAGAAGCAGUUUUUCAAUCUACUUACGAUGUAAUCAAAGAGUUCCAGGAAGAUAAUGUAAUAUAUUUAGAACUCAGAAGCACUCCUCGUGCUAUUAAUGGACAAAUGACAAAGCAAGAAUACAUAGAAGCUAUUAUAAAAGCAUUUCAGGUCUGUAAAACAGAUUUUCCAGACAUAAUGGUAAAAUUAUUAAUAUCUAUUAAUCGUAAGCAAGGAUAUAAAGCAGCAGAAGAAAACAUACAGCUAGCAAUACAUUAUUUUAAGAAAUAUCCACAAUGUGUAGUAGGACUAGAUCUCAGUGGGGAUCCAAUGGCAGGAGAUGCAUUUUUAGAGUUGUUAAAGAAAGCCAGAAAUGCUGGUCUUAAAAUUGCAGCUCAUUGUGCAGAGAUUUCAAAUGAAAUAGAGACAAAAGAUAUUCUUGAAUUCAAACCAGAUAGACUGGGACAUUGUACUUGCAUUCAUCCUAAUUUACAGGGAUCAGAUAAGUUAUUUGAUAUGCUUAUUAAGUCAAAGAUUCCUGUGGAAUUGUGUUUGACCUCAAAUGUUCAAUGUAAAACAGUACCCUCUUAUGGAUCACAUCAGUUCAAAUAUUUGUACGAAGCUGGACAUCCUAUUAGUCUUUGUACCGACGACAAAGGUGUUUUUCAUACAUCUCUGUCGAAAGAAUACGAACUAGCUAGUUCGACGUUUGAUCUCGGAAGAGAGGAGCUCGUAAAGUUGUGUAUGUUGUCCGUGCAAUACGCAUUUACGACAGAAGAAGAAAAGAAACUACUACUGUCCAGGAUUGAAGAUUUUAAUCAUGAAUCAAAGUUUUAACAUCCUUUAACGAAACGAAUAAAUGUGUUCAGGUAUAAGAACAAUAAAAAUUUUGUGGUUACAAACAUUCGGCCAGAUUAGGAGCACAAAUAAAUCUGUAAGUACAAAGUCUCGACGAGGUAGCAGGACUAUUGAUAUAAAACUAAUGUCGAUUUUAUUCGUUAUGAUAUUCGUGGGCUCGUUUACAUAGAUUUACAGAUAACUAAGUUGCUACUUAUGGAGAACUAUAAUAGUUGAAUGUCGUCAGUGUUCUGUUUUUUUUUUCAUCUUUCGAUAAUAUCAUAUAUAAUAUAUACAACAUUUAUAAUAACUAUUACAAUAUUAUGCUUGUGAAUGUGGUGCUGCAUCUUUGUUACGGGUAUCGACGAAGAAAAUUAAUAAUACCUAUAAACCGGAUCGUGGACCACGACCCGAUAAAUAUUAACAAUCGCCGCGCUAACAUUCGUGCCAGAAUCACAAUCGAACAAUGCGACAACGUUGACGUGGUUUUCACGAGUUUCGCCUUUUCGACGUGCCUACACUUUCAAUAAACAUCGUUUGUCUUUCUGUUGGCCAAUUUCGCGUGUCGUAAUCGACCGAAAAUAAAAAGGAGGGCAAACUUGGAGCACCACUCGGAAAAAAAUAAGACGAGACCUAUCGUCCUCGGUUCCGAGAUCGUCGCGGAAAAUGUAGUUUCCGGUCCAACCCGAGACAGAAGCUGUCUCGAUCAAGAACAAGAAAUAUGGUAUCCGCCGAGAAGGAUAGACGUGG
Dufourea novaeangliae is the source of this 1779-nucleotide messenger RNA. It is a transcript of the gene Ada, whose product is annotated as adenosine deaminase-like protein. The transcript is spliced from 7 exons. NCBI's taxonomy places the organism in Eukaryota, Metazoa, Arthropoda, Insecta, Hymenoptera, Halictidae. Gene Ontology annotation, biological process: inosine biosynthetic process; adenosine catabolic process. Bases 1 to 1029 code for a protein of 342 amino acids. Gene Ontology annotation, molecular function: adenosine deaminase activity. The record is from RefSeq and is a predicted model, not a curated record.